This is a messenger RNA of Gongylonema pulchrum, 516 nucleotides long. The record is from the annotation of a GenBank genome assembly. Lineage: Eukaryota; Metazoa; Nematoda; Chromadorea; Rhabditida; Gongylonematidae.
GUCCAAAUCUAUACGGUAACAAAAUCAGGCAUUGCAAGUGCUGAAAAAUUCGAGGAGAUUCUUCGAAUCAGUGCUCCGCUGGUGAAUAUUACUGCGGAAGAGAUUGCUAAAAGCAGUGCAACAUUCCGGGUAACACUUCGAUCGGCUGUUGUCUUCGAUCCACCAGAGUGCAGCUUACAUAUUGUGGUGUUGGAUAUGCGCAGCAUGACCAUUUAUGACCGUAUCACGCCAAUUACACCCACAAUAUCACCCAUUGUCCUGGAAGGGUUGCGUCCGUAUCAUCGCUACACUAUUCGCUCAGAAUUGCGAACCAUGGAUCCUAUCUCAUUCGAAACGCAGCAGGACCGACCUGGGCCAGUGCGGAACCUCACUGUUCGCAUUUUGAAUCCAUACAGUGCACAGCUUUUUUGGCUACCGCCGGCUCUCCCCAAUGGUAUCAUCACGCACUACAUCGUCAGCAUACAUCCCAUGGUUUGUUUCCUCAAGCAAUCCAGUAUAUUAUGUCAUGAGCAAUAG